AUGGAGAGGUCUGGUACUGUAGCCUUGACUGACCAUGCAAAGUCGGCCAAACAUCAGUUUACCAAUCGACGAAUUACAGAAGUGAUGGAUUUUCUAAAUCCUAAUAAACAAGCUGGGCCUAGCAGUACAUGUACUACAACAACAACUGAUGUGACAUCUAGUGGACCUAUAGUCAUCAGAAGAGUGUGGAAAGAAAAACCAUCAGAGCCAAAAGUACGUGCACAGAGGAAGUUUGCUCAGUCCUUACCCCCGACCCCCAGCACGACGCCUGUCAAGCUUUUCACAUGUGAGCAACCAGAACUUGUCCGUGCUUGUCCAAAGACUGAAGACUUUCUCACGUUCCUUUGCUUGAAAGGGUCACCAGCACUGCCGCAUGCUCUAUCCUUCUUCCAGAGCAGCGAUAAUAAAGAGACAAAUGAGGAAGAUGAUGAAAUUGAGACAAAGUCGCGAGUUAAUGACAGCGACUUCAGUAUUCCAGGCAUAGAACCGAUAAGUGAUAACCCAGAAACCCCCACAAGCAAUGGUCUAGCAAAGGACACCUCAGCAAUACCAAAUACUGCAAGUAACCCACCUUGUUUGGAUCCCGGACCACCUCCAAUACCUGUCGUACCAAGAAAAAGAGCACCACCACGCCUCUUACCGAUGAUACCAUUCCUUCCAAAGGGACAUACAAAUGGAUUACGGAAGCCUAGGAAGGAGCAGGUGUUGAAAAGGAUCCCAAAUAAUCAUGUACUAAAGACAAAGGAAAGACGGAAAAACGGACUGAAAUCAAGUAAACAUAGGAAACCAUUUUUAAACAAUAAUCACCGGAAAAUUUUAGAUAAGAAUAACUCGGACUGCAUUUACUUACGUGGUGAGAAGUUACACAACGGGGCACUUAAGCGCAUGGAAACAAAUUGCACUCUAGAGCUAGUUUCCAUGGCUUUCAAACCAGCUAGGAAUGGACGUGUUUCGAAGCGAAGACAUAAAUUGACAAAGUGCCAAACUGAAGGAAUGAACCAUAAUAAAAACUCACUAGCAAAUAGUGUCAACGAUAAGUUUCUUCAAGCAACAGCUCUUACCUUGCCAAAAAAUGGUCUCAUCCGCCUUUUUAAGCCAAGAACAAAGGCAGACACAAAGAAAGAUUUGAAUUCAGUAGCGGAAAAGAUUCCGAAAAACCAUGUUAAUCAUGUGAUUUCAACGUUAACAGACCAAACACAAGUUAAAGUCAAGCGGAAACGUGGCCGACCAAAGCAGAAUCCUGAUUUUAAUGUACUGAAAACAAAAAAUGCCUCAAAAGUUGGUGAAGCAGACAAAAUUCUAACCGACAACAAACUACCUCAGGGGACACAAACCCCGACUGGACACGUAUCACUUGCAAAGAAACGUAGAACGUCCUCUAAAUAUCAAACAGACUUCAAUAACUGCAGCAAGACUCCAGUUACUUUAACAAUCAAUCGAUCACCAAAAAGAACUCGUAAUUCUCUACCGAUUCAUGCCAAAGUCGUGGCCACGGACGCCCCCGUGUUGUACCCAAAUCAAGGGUCAUGGAGUGACCCUAUCGCAUAUGUGACGGCUAUGUCUGAUGACCUUGAAAAAUGCGGAAUUUGUAAAGUUGUUCCACCAAAAGGAUGGAGGCCGGAGUGUAAAUUGAAAGAUGACAUGAAAUUCAAUACAGAAGUGCAGUAUAUUAAUAGAUUAUAUCAUAUAUGGAAUUUAGAAAGUCGGCAACUUGCAUGUAUUAAGAGACACUUAAAAGAACAAGGCAAUGGAAUGGUUCAACCUCCGCAGGUUGGAGGAUGUGAAGUGGACUUGGUGAAGCUCUCACAGAUCUUGUCGGAGCAGGAAGGAAUGAAGUCCGAGAACGUCAGGUGGAACAAGAUUGCAGACAUGUUACGGAUACCUAAGACGAUUCAAGGAAGAGUUACCAAAUUGUAUAAGAUCUACUGUGAAUACUUGGUGUCGUAUCACAUGUUAACAUCAGAUGAAAAACAGAGGCUUGAUCAUGCUUUAGAAAAGGAGCGAACCAAGUCCCAUAAAUUAGGUAUUUUCAAUUCAGUGGAAGAGGAAAACUGCAUUAAAGGGAGGUGCAUAAGUUUACUGCAAUUCUGCAAGUCUGCACAUAACACACAGCAAAUGUACUUCAAACGGGAGCCUACACCUACUGAAGUAGAGAAAGAAUAUUGGCGAGCGAUACAUGAAGGCAGUCAGCAUAUAUCUGUGAAGAAAGCUGUUCUGGCAACAACCAUGUCAGGCAGACAUAGUUGGAAUCUGACAAACAUCAGUACAAAUCAACUAAACCUACUUCACUGCCUUGGUAACAAACAUCCCAUCAACAUUCCAGUAAUGAAAAUUAACAUGUUAUUCAGCACAGAGACCUGGCAUUGCAGCCAGCAUGCACUGGCUACUAUUGAUUAUCUCCACACUGGAGCACCUAAGAUUUGGUACUGUGUACCAGCUAGUCACUUUGAGCAGGCUAAUGCUGUCUUGAAGCAGGAGUUUCCACAGCAAAGUGCUAAUAUCCUUCACCCUUUGAACAAUGCAAACUUCAAAUGUAUGGUACCGAUGAGUGCAUUCCUGAAGGCUGGCAUUCCGGUGUACCGACUGGUCCAGGAAGCAGGACAGUUUGUGGUCACAUGGCCUGGAAUGACUAUCGCUACCGUAUCAUGCGGCUACAAUGUAGCAGAAGUAGUGAACUUUGCUACAGCUAGCUGGCUAGGCCAAGGGCAAGCUGCAUUCAAAAUUUUUCAGGACCUGAAAGAAACAUGCCAGUUCUCAUUUGAGCAUCUUCUCACGCUCUUAGCAGGUAAACCUGCUCUUCAUGGGAACACAUACUUGAUGGAUCAGGUGCUGGCUUUUCUAAAAGACAUCAGGGAUCGAGAACUUAUUUUGCGGCAGAAACUGGCCGACCGUGGCAUGAAGACCAGUAUACGAUUUGUUGAUCCGGCAAGCCCAGCUAGGAUACGAGAUAAACGAAGCAAACCGAUAUCGGAGACAGGCGAAGAGCAUGUAUGUUGGAUAUGCAAAUGUUCCUGCUUCCUGUCAAUGGUUGUUCAAGAGAAGGAGGGGCGUGUCUUCUGUCUACACCACGGCCUAGAAGCUGCACAGAAAACCAAAGUCUGCCGAACAUUAAAACUCAUGUAUAGGUACAGUGAGGAUGAGUUACACAACAUGAUAACUGAUCUAGAAGAUUCUAUGAAGCAAGCUUAUGGGAAAAACUCAUCUCCAAAAAGAAGAAAAAAGAAGGAAGAAAAAACCUAAUAAGCAUAUCAUUAAAAAACAUUUCUGUCACACCAGAUUUGUUGUAUUUAACUUUUGAAUUAUUUAUUGCUUCUUAGGGGUCAAAGAAUCUUGAAAUUGUUGAUACCUGUAUAUGUGAAGGUAUAUGAGUAGGGGUGUGUAAGGGUGAAAUGUGUGAUAACGAUGUAGAAACAUGUAAGGGUGCAAGUAUGUGGAUUUUGAAGCGUGUGAGACUUGAAGCGUGCGAGACUUGGAGCGUGCGAGGAUGGAAGCGUGUGAGACUGGAAGCGUACGAGACUUCUUGGAGCGUGUGAGGUUGGAUGCGUGCUUUUUGUUUUGCAAGUUAAUUUUAGAGAAUUUAUAGUAUCUGUUUUUUUAAUCACUUUAGACAAAUCUGGCAAACUUUACACAUGUUGGUAUUUUGUAAUAUUUGUCACUCGCAUGUGUGCGUGUUGUGUGUGCGUGUUGUGUGUGCAAGUUUCACGCGCAUGUUUCUGCAUUUUCCUCUAACAUGCGCCAUAUCACUCAGGAUAUCAUUAGGGCAAAAAAAACUGCGUUUUAAUCUAGAUGACAGAGGCAUGUAUUCACAUUCCGGAGGGCUGUUGGAAGUGCCAGACAUCUUAAACUAUUCACCUCACUGAGGCCUGUUGACAGUGUUCAGGCCACAAAUCGGAUAUUUUCUUCAUCUGCUAAUGGAAAAUGAGGUUUUUAGAUCCAUAGGUUAUAUUACUGGGUAAUUAGUUUGUAAAGAGUUCCUCUUGUUUAAAGAGGAAUAAUUUUAAUUUCUUAAUAGAAAAAUAAAACUUAAUUUGUUUCUCCUUAAAUAUUGAUAUACUUUUAUUUAGUUGUGGAAAGUGUUUUAAUGCAAAGAUAUGAUUUUUACUCUUUUUUUUCUUCUAUACAGUACUGUAAAGGUGUUUGUAAAAUGCACAUAUAAAAUAGUUGAGGGUGUUGGGAGGAAAAUUAAAAAGUAUAACUUUAUCAUUGUUGAUGAGGAUAUUCCAGUUGGUGUAGGAGUGGGUUUUUUAUUGUAUAGAAAGUGUCUUGUGCCUGGUUGGUGUCUGUACAGAAAAACAAUAAUUAAAAUAAUAAUUAAACUUGCAUCAUGAAUAAGAAUAUAGUUUUUUAGAUAAAAACCACUGGCUGUUCAACUCAACGUUUCGGUAAGAUUGCUCUGACCGUCGUCAGAAGAUCGUCCAGUCAGUCUCACCGAAACUUCAAGACAAUCAGCCAGUGUUUUUUUUUAAACAUAUUCUUGCACAUAUUGUACCAAAAGUUAAAUUAUUUUUAUUAUUCAUACUCAACAUGCAAGCCUUCAAGAAAUCGAUAAUUGCUGUAGAUACAGUAAAUUAUAAGGUUGGGUCUUUGUACAGAAAGUCUCUUGUGACUGAUUAUUGUUUGUACAGCAAGAUAAUUGUUGCUGUGAGUACAAUAUAUUGUAUAGGUUCAGGUCUUUGUACAGAAAGUGUCUUGUGACUGGUUAGUGGUUCUAUAACAAGAUGAUAAUUGUGAUUAGAUAGAAUUUUUGAAUAGAUAUCUUGAAUUUGAUUGGUUAUAAAAUUAUUGUUGGAUAACAAUUUUCACCAUAUGAAGGUUUAUAAUUAUUUAUGUGAAUGGUAGAGUACAAUUGCAUUCUUUUUUUUUUUGUCUAUGUGUUUAAAAUAUUAAUAUAAGAAUUUAAGAUUUUUUUUAAUGUCCAAUACAUUGUUAAAUAAAUUUACUACUGAAAUCUUAAGUCAAAAACAGAUACAAAAACAUGUGGUUAUGUUACGUAUUGAGUUCAAAGGUUAAAUUAGAAUUUGUGUUUCUAGACUCCUUGCAGGCGCCGAUACUUAAAAUUGGCUGCUAAAAAUUUGCUGCAUGAUAAUUUUUGUAUAACAGAGUCACUGGGUGAUUCUUAAUUCAGUGUGUGCAAAACAAGCUUUAAAAAGACAAUGGUAACAAUAAAAAGACAGCAACAAGUAAUACGCAAUAAUGACGAUAUUAAUAAAAAGUUAUCUUCUGCGUAGCUAAGCUCUCUUUAGAUCAAGAGUUGUGCGUCUUUGUACAUCAGCUGCAUACUGUAUUGUUUCUGUUUUUCUACUGCGAUGACAAUUCCAGAAACUUUGGUUACAUUUAUUAUUCCACAUUGAAUGCUUGCAAAACAUCAGUAACAAAUCAGGUAUAAAAAUAUAUUUCUAGAAAAGAAUUGAGUUUUCCAAACAGAACUCAAGUCUAUCAAAGUAGAUUGGGUAUUGUGAGUCUACAUGAAAUGAAGCAGUCAUGAUUAAAGUCUAUUAAAGAGUUGUAUGUAUAGAAUACCUAUUGUGUACUGUUAUCCAAAUGGCUGUGCAGACAUGGGCAGCGUUUAGGGCCAAAAUGUGUAUGCUUAUCCAAUGACAGAUUACGUGAGAGGGGCACACACUCCGUUGGCCAACUAAUCCAUCUGAUUGCCAGUGGCAGUCUGGUUCCUCUCCACUGCCCCCACCCCCUAUUAUUACUGAAAAUCAUAAUUUUGGUACAAUUCCUUUGUCUUACUAAUCACUGCCCAUGUCUGCAUCACAUACACUAUAUCUACUGGGUAGAUUAUAACUCAUGAAUCAUACAAGAACCUGGUUGUCCGCGAGCCUACAGUGACAUAGUGUUAGGUACGAUUCCAGUACUAUCUACCAUAUGCUGCUUACAUGGCUAUUGCAUGCACAAUACAAUAGUCCAUUAUCACAUCCAGUGAGCCUAGAAAUAAUUCUUUUUAAGUAAAUUUUCAUAUGAAGUGUUAAUUACAUGGUGUUCGUGUUACUAUGUAACAAACAAUUUUCGACACGUUUUUACUCGUGUUUGUCGUUCUGUACAUGGGAGAGAGAGAGAAUUCAUGUUUUAUUUGUGGAUCCCAAGGUGGACAGAAAAUGUUGUAAAAUACAGGUUUAAAGCUCAAGUUUUAUGUGGCAAAUAUCUGUGAAGGGUGUGAUAUGACAUAUAAUCUCAUAGACACAAAUACAUAAAACUUGAUAGUGCACAGGAUUAUAGUUUUGAUGACUUAUAUAAAUAGUUAGUUCUCAGUUGUACACUAGAUUCCAAUACAAGUAUUAUCACAAAGACCUCAGUGUAUUCCAUGAUACUAGGUCAGUAGUUCUACCAGGUAUCAAAUGGUUAUUUUUAUGCACAUGUAGUUUGAAUAUUUUAGUUGAAAUUGACAAUUAUACCAAAUUUACUUAUCUUUUAUAAGUAAAAGCAUGUAGAAAUAUUACAGAAAUAACAUUGAUGCAUUAGCAAUCUACAGUUGCAGUGCAAUAAAAUUAGUGUUGCUAUGGUAUGAUAUUUAGAUGAAAAUAUCCAAACAGAAGCUGCUAUACAUAGGAGAGUGAGUGUUGCUAAGGUGAUGUAUUGGUGCCUGAUAUAUGAUCAAAUACAAAACUGCAAUUGUGAGUGUUUCUAUGGUGAUCUAUGGAUGAACUGGCAAAUCAACCAAUCUGAGGCUGCAAUUUUGACACAUUGUCUAUCUAUGGUAACCUAUUGAUGAUUUAGCCAAUUAAAAGCUGCAAUUUUGUGCGAGUGUAGUAGGAAUACAACUUAAGUGCAGGAACUAUUCAAACUUAAGAAGACUGUCAUAAAUUCACUUACUAUCAAUUGAAUUCCUUUUUAUGUAUGUAUGGAUCAAAUUUGCCAAUUUACAUUAGUUGGUGACAUCACUUCGACCUUUUAACUCAUGACCUGUCUCUUAGUUAUUGACAUCAAUUUGACCUCACAACUCAUGACCUGUCUCAAAUGCUGCAUGCUAGCAUAGAAAGAAAAAUUCAAGUUAGUUUAUUGUAUUACAGUAGUUUUCAUUUCGAAAAAAAAAAGUUAUUUGAUUAAAUUUUGGUAUUUAUUUUUUAGAUUAUUAUUAUUGUUUCUGUGUUUGUAUACUCAGUGAAGAUUGUAAUUUUUAGGAGUGGUUUUGUACAAAAUUAUGCAAAUCUAAAGAUUUUGAUUAAAAAUGUCAACAUUUGGCAUUAAAUUGAUUAUAA
Anneissia japonica is the source of this 7202-nucleotide messenger RNA. Its product is annotated as protein Jumonji-like. NCBI's taxonomy places the organism in Eukaryota, Metazoa, Echinodermata, Crinoidea, Comatulida, Comatulidae. Gene Ontology annotation, molecular function: DNA binding; histone demethylase activity. The transcript has 21 exons. Gene Ontology annotation, biological process: chromatin remodeling. The record is from RefSeq and is a predicted model, not a curated record. The coding region runs from base 1 to 3240 and encodes 1079 amino acids. Gene Ontology annotation, cellular component: nucleus.